Molecule: messenger RNA, 306 nt
Organism: Trypanosoma theileri
Lineage: Eukaryota; Euglenozoa; Kinetoplastea; Trypanosomatida; Trypanosomatidae
Exons: 1
Coding region: 1-306 (101 amino acids)
Source: RefSeq, a predicted model, not a curated record
AUGUAUGCAAAGACACAAGGGAAAAAGAAGAAGAAGAACUCACACAAUAAUGGCAAUAAGGUGAUACAGAGAAAUGGGAGAAAUAAAAGAGAAAAGAGAAAAAUAAGAACGACACUUUUGUUCAUUAUGUUGACUGAGAAUACAGACCAUCCAGAGAUCACAUAUGCAUUAGAGAAGGAGGAAUGGGAGAAAUGCAUGGAUGUGUAUUAUUUUGUGUUGAAUGGAGUACCUAACAUUGAAGGUAACUCAAUAAUUUGUACACAAACAUACUCUUUGGAGAAGAACUGGAUUGAAGGGAAUUAUUAG